Molecule: messenger RNA, 4224 nt
Organism: Poecilia reticulata (guppy)
Lineage: Eukaryota; Metazoa; Chordata; Actinopteri; Cyprinodontiformes; Poeciliidae
Biological process (GO): neuron projection morphogenesis; postsynaptic actin cytoskeleton organization; positive regulation of axon extension
Cellular component (GO): postsynaptic membrane; actin filament; dendrite
Molecular function (GO): actin filament binding
Source: RefSeq, a predicted model, not a curated record
CAAAGACCAGCGUGCAGUCACAGCCUCUCCUCCACGCUGUGAGUGCGCACACAUCGCCCGCUCUUGGUUUGGAACUACAUCGCCUUGAAUCUGCAACACUUUUUCUGAGCGUCUUUUCGUGGCCGAUCGUUAACUACUGUGUGGCCGAUUCCAUAAGAUUGCCCCCUUCUCUCUCUCUCUCCCCCCCCCUCCUCAAAAAAGCCCCCCACCCUCCACACCAGGACCCGUGAACACUUGGAAGCUGUGCGGGAGUGGUCCGGGAACUUCAUUUUUUUUUUUUUUUUGUUGCCAUAAUGAGCAGGCAAACGGUCAACCUUGACACCUACAGCCUGUCGCUGCUCACGGCCAAAGAGGACAUUCUCAACCCCCGCUCCUCCACCAACUGGGCAUUAUUUACAUAUGAAGGGGUUACCAACAAGCUCAAACUGGCCGACUCAGGAGCGGGCGGUGUGGCAGAACUGGCAGAAAAGUUUCACAUGUCUAAGCCUCAAUAUGGACUGUGUAAAGUGGGAGGAAUGGAUGGAGGAGCUCUUCGGAUUGCUUUGAUAAGCUGGGUCGGCCAAAAUGUGGAUGACUACAGGAAAAAUGAGUGUGCCAGCCACAUUCCAGCCAUCAAACACUUCUUUAAGGAAGCACAUGCUUUCAUUAGUGCAGAAAAGCCAGAGGAUGUGACAGAGGACAGGGUAAGAGCUGAGCUGAGCAAGACUCAAACUCAGGCUCCCACACAGUGGGUGAGGAGGAGCUCCAGGUCUGCGGACAAGGAGGAACUUGUUGGUACCAACUACAGAAAAACUAAUGCCGCGAUGGAGAUGAGACUAAUUAACAGAGACUCCUUCUGGGCACGUGCUGAACGAGAAGAGGAAGCGCGCAAAGAUGAGGAAAAGAGAAGGGCGACGGAGGAGAGACGGCGCCUUGAAAGAGAGAGAAUUCUGAAGGAGCGAAGGGAUGCGGAGGAGAGAGACAGAAAAAUGAACGAAAAACUUCAGAUGAUUGAGGAGCAGAGACAAAAACAAAGAGCAGAAGAAGAAGAGCUACGCAAGAAGGAGAAGUUGAGAUGGGAGCUGCAGCAAAGAGAGCAUGAAGAGGAUAUGAGGGCUCGUCUUAGACGGAGUGAAUCCAUAGAGAAAGCAGCUGAGGCAGCAGCAUUAGUGUCCCAGCGCUCAGUGAACCCCAGAGAGUUUUUCAGACAACUGUCAUCAUCAUCAUCACAGAGCCCCACCAGUCCUGGAUCUUCCCGCAGUGGAAAACCGUUUAGACGAUACCAGCGCAGUCUGACAGAUACAGCUUUCAUCUUCUCAAAAGCAGAAGAAAGCGCAGCGUCUUCUCCGUACACUUCUCCGUUGGUCUCCCCCUUUUCAAGAGCUCCUCACUCUCCCGUUUUCCGGGCCGUGUCUCCCCCGAGGAGCCCAGAUUUUUACCCAGUCGCCUCCCCGCAGAAGCCCAGAGCCCCCAUGUCUCCGCCCACCUCACCCAUCCGGCCUGCCCCCCCAGUUUCAGCUCUGCCCAGUAUUCCACAGAGUACCAACCGGUUUCAGGCCGUGGCCGAGCCCGAGGCUUCAGAACCGACAGAACCGUCUGCUCCUCCUGCUUCCCCGAGUCUCUUAGAUUCUUUGCCUCCAACUGUGAUAGAUGAAAACAUCGCUCAGCUGCUUUCAGAGGCAGAGCAGCAACCUUUAAACUUUGAGCCUUUGCAGUUUUUAACAGACAUUCCUGAUCCGAACACAGAAUUCAACACACCAAGCCUCGGCAACACCAAGCUGGUCUCAGACACUGGCUUCAAAGUGCAAGCGGUGCUGGUGGAAGCAGAUGAGGAAGAGGAACUACAGGAGGAGCAGGAGGGAGAUGAAGCUGAAGCACAACCAGAGGUGGAUUUUGUCACCGCUGAACCAGACCGGAUUGAGACAAAGGAGGUGGAUAAAGAAGAGAUGCAAGAGGUGAAGGAAGACGAGAAGGAGGAGCAAAACGAGUUGGACAAGGAGGAAGAGCACGAAGAAGAGGGUAAGGGUAGAGAACCUGAGGAAGAGAAGAAGGAAGAGAAGUAUGAGGAGGAGGAUAUGGAAGAGCAGCAUGAGGAGGAGGAUAACAAGAAGGAACUGGAGGAGGACGAGGAGGAGGUGGGAUCAAAACAGGAAACUGACCCUUCAUCACCAGCAGAACCAGCAGAGAUGCCACAGGUUGAAGAGGAGGCAGAGGAAGCCGAAGAAGGGAACAAUUAUUCAGGAUACAGCCAGACUCUUGCUGAGCCUGCUGAGUUUUCCGAGGAAGAGGAGGAGUCAGUAUGCACAGAUUUUUCCUAUGUCGUUAUCAAAGAUCCUGAACCAACUCGUCAAGAUCUCAAGCAUGAGACUCUACUUCCAUCAACCAAUGGGAUGACAAACGGUGACGGCACAGAGGAACAAAAUGGCACAGUGAGGUCCUUGAGUCCAACAGACACAGACGGCAGCACCUCUGAGUCUUCUGUCUGCUACAGAGUUCACACAACCACAGAAGAUGGAGACAUCACUGAGGAUAGAGAGCAGCAGAUCUCUGAAAAUGGACAAGAGGAUUUAGCCGACCGACAUAUGUGCGUCCGAGCUCUGUAUGACUACCAGGCAGAGGACGAAUCCGAGAUCUCCUUUGAACCCGGUGACAUCAUCAGGGACGUGGAGACAGUGGACAAAGCCUGGUGGAGGGGGUGGAGCAAAGACGGCCGUCAGGGUUUAUUCCCCGCUAAUUACGUGGAAACCAUAUAGGCAGACAGAGGCACACUAUACACCUACACACACACACGCAUACACACUUUCACACAUACAUGCACACAUACACUCAGGGACACCUUCUCUUCUCUUGUUUCUGCAUGUUUUUACCUUAAUCCUCCCACUGAAACUUUAUGCUCUCUUUUCUGUAGGAAGAAUAAAGAAACACGAGACUCCUUGUUCUGAAGAAAGCAUAAAGAAAAGUGUAACUCUUUUAUUUUGAUGGGGUUUUUUUGGAGAACAACAUAGUAUGCAGAAAUUACCUAGUCUUAUUUCGUAUGGAUAAAAUAGUAAAGACCUUUCCCUGGACCAAAAUAACUUAUUUUCUUUUGAGAAGCAGUGGAAAUGUAAGUCUGGGGGAGAAAUAUGGGGGCGCAGAUGAUGGGAAACUUGGUUUGCUUCUUAGUAACACAAACAUGUUUUAACUGCAGUGCUCCUGUUUGAUCCACACGUAUAACAAGCAUACCUCUGCUCACCAUUCGCAUCCAUAUACCAGGUAUCAUCUCUGUAAUCAUCAUCCUGCGUCUCUUCCAUUAUUUUGGAGCUCUGCAUUUUCCUACUGAUGUUCUCACAUCACAGGUUAAUUUACCAAACCAGAGCAAGAAACAAAACAAAUGAUGAAAAAUCAGCAGAAAAUGAUGUUGAACUUCACUCCUGAUGUUGACAAACUAUUUUUUUUAUAUAUGUAUAUGGGUUGUAUGUUGACGUAUGUCUCAUUUCCUAGUUUUUAACAAUUGCUUGCAUUUUUUUAAACACAAUCUGACUCAACAAUUCAACAGAGUGUAUAUAAGAAUGUAUAAAAAAAAACAUCAAUGAUUCUGUCCUUUUCAAUUUUUAGGUCAUAUAUUUCUAAGUUCUUAUUUUAAUGGUAUCUCUUUAUUAUGUACUCCUAACUUUCAAAUAUACAGCCUUUAUGCACUUAAACUACUUCAGAAUGUUUCUGUUUGUUUUUAUUCUUACAUGUAAUGCUUUAAAAAAAGAAAAAAAAAACAAGCUACAUCUGCCCUUGAUCUCAUCCUUUUGCGUAAAGUCAUUUCAUUUUUAAUAUUUUAUAUUCUAUUAUGCUCAUUUUAAGCAUCAACACAGUCUGCACUUCUUUAUAAGAAAAAUAACAUAUUUUUUCUAGUGUUACAACAAAAGCCCUCUCUAGUAUUUGGUAUUUAGCAUUAGGUUUAAUAAAAUUAACUGCAACAUAGAUAAAUACAGGAGAUACUUGGAUAAAUAAAUUACUUUUGAAUUUAAUAUGAACUGAAUUAGAAACUUCACCAAACCAAAGAAGCAUCAAAACAAAGUAUUUUGCUAGAAACAAGAUGAAUAAGAAUGCCUUAAUAAUGUUGUAUAGCUAAUACAUGUCUAACUUUGCCUUUAUUUAGCUUUUAUAAUUUACUGCAGACAUUUGAUAUUUUUCUUCAAGUGUUAUAUUGCAGAAAUCCUGUAUGUAAUGUUUACCAUUAAAUAUGAACACAUGAAUUAAACUUCUGUCACAGUU